This is a messenger RNA of Larimichthys crocea (large yellow croaker), 4436 nucleotides long. RefSeq names its product myosin IHa (gene myo1ha). Lineage: Eukaryota; Metazoa; Chordata; Actinopteri; Sciaenidae. Bases 22 to 3093 code for a protein of 1023 amino acids. The transcript has 31 exons. Gene Ontology annotation, biological process: actin filament organization; endocytosis; actin filament-based movement. The record is from RefSeq and is a predicted model, not a curated record. Gene Ontology annotation, cellular component: plasma membrane; myosin complex; actin cytoskeleton. Gene Ontology annotation, molecular function: ATP binding; microfilament motor activity; actin filament binding.
GUUGCACAGGGUCAGCUGGACAUGGAGGGUGCCCUGAUUGCCAGGGACAGGGUUGGGAUCCAGGAUUUUGUCCUUCUGGAUGAAACCACAGAGGGGGCCGUCCUCAGCAACCUCAAGAAACGUUUCAGCAAAGAUCUCAUCUAUACCUACGUUGGCACGUUGAUUGUGUCCGUCAAUCCCUACAAAGAACUGGACAUCUACAAUAAGAAACAGAUGGAGCUCUACAUGGGUGUCAACUUCUUUGAGCUUCCACCACACAUCUAUGCCUUGGCAGACACUGCCUAUCAAACCAUGCUGACAGAGUACAACAAUCACUUCAUCCUCAUCUCUGGUGAGAGUGGAGCAGGGAAGACGGAGGCCUCCAAGAAGAUCCUGCAGUAUUAUGCUGUCACUUGUCCGAGCACCGCACUACUAAACACCGUCAGGGACAAAAUGCUCAUGUCCAACCCUAUCCUCGAGGCUUUCGGAAAUGCCAAAACACUGAAAAAUGACAACUCAAGUCGCUUUGGGAAGUAUAUGGACAUUCAGUUUGACAGCCAGGGGGAUGCUGUCGGAGGCCAUAUCCUGAAUUACCUGCUGGAGAAGUCGAGGGUGGUGCAUCAGAAUCACGGGGAGAGAAACUUCCACAUCUUCUACCAGCUAGUGGAGGGAGGAGAGGACAAACUACUGUGCGAGCUGGGCCUGGAGAGAGACUCCCAGCAUUACUACUAUCUAACCCAAGGAGAGUGUGCCAUUGUGUCUUCCAUUAAUGACAGAAAUGACUGGAAAACAGUCAAAAAUGCCCUGCAGAUCAUCAACAUUGAUGAGCUCAACACUAAUCACUUGUUUGGGAUUGUUGCAAGCGUUCUCCACUUGGGGAAUAUUCAGUUUGACUCUGACAGUAAAGGACAAGCCCUUCUGAACGGCGAUACAGAGUUGAGCUGGGUCUCAAAUUUACUUGGAAUAGAUGCUCACGGUCUCAGAGAGGGACUGACUUACAGGAAGAUUGAAGCCAGACAAGAUCAGGUCCUCAGCCCGUUCACGACUGAUCAUGCCAUGUAUGCCAGAGACGCCCUGGCCAAAGCCAUCUAUGGGCAAACCUUCACCUGGCUGGUCAAUAGGAUCAACGAGUCCAUGGAGAACAAGGACUCUACAAAAAAGACUGUGAUAGGGCUUUUGGACAUAUAUGGAUUUGAAGUAUUCUAUGUAAACAGCUUUGAGCAGUUCUGUAUAAACUACUGCAACGAAAAGCUGCAACAGCUUUUCAUCCAACUGACACUGAAGGCCGAGCAGGACGAAUAUGAAGCAGAGAAUAUUGAGUGGGAGCCGGUGCAAUUCUUCAACAACAAGAUCAUCUGUGACCUUGUCGAGGAGAAACACAGAGGAAUCAUAUCGUUACUGGAUGAGGAGUGUCUGAGGCCAGGAGAUGCCACAGAUCUCACCUUCCUGGAGAGACUGGAAGAAAAGAUGGGAAAUCACCCUCACUUUGUCACGCACAGACUGGCUGACAAAAUGACACGUAAGACUCUGGAGAGGGGAGAUUUUCGCCUCUUGCAUUAUGCCGGGGAGGUCACCUACUGUGUUGUGGGUUUCCUGGACAAAAACAAUGAUCUAUUAUAUAGAAACAUAAAGGAUCUGGUUUGUCAGUCUAAAAAUGCCAUAGUCAGAGAGUGCUUCUCCACAAUGGAUCCAGUCAGCAGGCGAAGACCAGAAACAGUGGCGACCCAGUUUAAGAGCAGCCUGCUGAAGCUGACAGAGAUCCUCAUGGCUAAAGAGGCCUGGUACAUACGCUGUCUGAAGUCAAAUGAGUCCAAGCAGCCAGGUCAAUUUGAUGAAGCACUGAUCAGGCACCAGGUGAAGUACCUGGGCCUGAUGGAGCACCUCAGAGUCAGACGAGCUGGCUUUGCAUACAGACGCAAAUAUGAUGUCUUUUUAAAGAGAUAUAAACCCUUGUGCCCAGCCACCUGGCCUCACUGGAGAGGAAUGCCUGCUGAUGGAGUGGAAGUGCUGGUUCAACAUCUGGGCUACCUGCCAUAUGAGUACAAAAUGGGACGCACCAAAAUAUUCAUCCGUCAUCCAAGGACACUUUACGCCACAGAGGAUGCUUAUGAGAAAUGUAAACACCAACUGGCAACGAGGCUCCAGGCCAAAUACAAAGGGUACAGAGCAAAAGGAGAAUUCAGAAAACAGAAAGAAGCUGCCACUAAGAUUGAAACUUGUUGGAGGGGAGUGCAGGCCAGGAAGGAGAGAGAGAAGAGAGCCUGGGCUGUAAAAGUCAUCAAGAAAUUCAUCAAAGGCUACAUGACCAGAGGGCAAGCAAAAUGCACUGAUAACUCAGAGUACCUGGCCUUUGUGAGACAAAACUACUUGAACAGGCUUAAAAACAAUCUGCCAAAGAACGUUUUGGACAAAACGUCAUGGCAGACUCCACCAGCUGUUCUCACAGAGACAUCCGAGAUGCUGCGUAAGAUUUGCUACCGUCUCAUGGUGCGGAAGUAUGUGAGAGGAAUCACACCCCAGAGAAAAGCACAGCUUCAGUUGAAGUUUAUUACCAGCUCCAUCUUCAAGGGCAAGAAGGACAAUUAUCCUCAGAGUGUCGCUCAACCUUUUGUGGACACCAGAAUCAGUGAACAAGACAUAAACAUCAGGGUUAUCCAGAUGAUUCGCAACGAGCACAUUAAGUACAGCGUCCCGGUAAUUAAAUACGAUAGGAAAGGUUUCAAACCAAGGCCGAGACAGCUCAUCCUCACCCAGACGGCUGCUUAUCUGAUAGAGGAAGCCAAGAUCAAACAGAGAGUACUGUAUACCUCCCUCAAAGGUAUUUCAGUCAGUAACUUGUCUGAUGGCAUUAUUGUAUUCCACAUAACGUGUGAGGAUCCUAAACAGAAGGGGGACCUUGUAAUGCAGUGCGACCACUUUUAUGAGUUUUUGACCAAACUCUGUGUCAUUGCGAACAAACAGAACGCAGUCAAAGUGGUUCAGGGCAGCAUCAAGAUAGAAAUCCAGGCAGGUAAAGAGAGUGCGGUGGACUUCACCACCGGACAGGAACCGAUGGUGUACAAGGCCAAGAACGGACACCUCAUGGUGGUUGCCACUCGAACGAGGACGCGGUAACGCACGGGGUUGAGAAGACGCACAAGAAGCCCCUGCAUAUUUCAUCAGGAGACCCCUAAGGGGAGAUCAACAUGUCUCUAGGAAACACACCAGAAAGAAACAUCACUGCACGAGCUUGUUUGAUUGUACAACAGCACACAUUUCAUCUACAUAUACUAGUCAAUAAGCUUUACUUUUCCAUCACAGAAUAUCAUAACUCAUACGAUUAAAGUUUUAAAACAACUGUAUUUAGCAGAACCUCGCAUUCGAUUGUCAAACAUUUAAAUCUACAAAGCACUCAACAUUACUCGUAAACUGCUUCAGAGAAUACGUAAUUCUGAUUUCUGAAAAUGAAGCCAUAUGUAUCAUAAUUGUGUAUGUUCGUGGAUAAUGGGAAUAAGCAGAUUAAAAAAACAGAACAAAAGAAAUGUUUGUAGAAAUUUAUUUGUGAUAAAGUAUGUAUAAAUAUAAAACAUACAUAUAUGUUCACUUUCAUACAACAGACCUACAAGUACUGUGAUUGUUAGACAUAUUUCAACUCGAACCCAUUGUGUGCAAACAGUACAUUCUCUGAUGAAUGUGCUGAUGAAGGACAGGUCUAAUUUCUCUCCCUGUUAAAAGCUUGUAGACAGGAUUCCCUUCCUGCCAGGGAGAUCUCUGGUUACAGUCAUUCACUUCAACCUCAGCGGCCAUCAUUCAAUCACCCGAGUACAUUUAACACCUCAGGUCACAGCUCAAGUUCCCUCCACUGAAAAGACCGACCAUUUAGUGGAGUGAAGGGAUAAUGCAUAAAUGUUAAAAACUAAAUAUGACAGAUGCACUACAGUACAGUGAAAUGUUGCAUCCACCUUUGAUAUCUUAACUGUAUCAAAAUUAAUAAAACUUUAAAAAGGUUUAUUUGCUAUUAUCUGCAGGCUAUAAAAUAGCCUUGGUAACAUCGUCUAAAGAGUAAAACAGUGCCACCAUGUGGCUCUUUUGUGUACGACACCUAGUUAAUCCACUGGUGACCUUACAGUGGACCCGUCAAAACCAUGAUAAGGAAAAGCAAAAAAUUAUGUACAUUAAUUUUUAGCUGCUAGGAUGAUAUAAUUCUUGUUCUUCUGGAUUUAAUGUAGUUAGGACCUUAAAUGACAAGAUUUAUACCAAUAAUACUAUAUUCUCACCUACACACACCCACAAACACACACACACACACACACACACUCUCAGGUAAAACUGUGGUCACUUCCAGUGCUGAAUGCAAACACCUUUGGGCUUCUGCAUGCUAGCAGAAAACAGUGAUUGAAGUUGUUGUAACUAGCAAACAAACAAGAGAACGAAACACUACAGCCUGUCAAGACGCACGCAACAAAAACAAGUGGACA